Drosophila teissieri is the source of this 1306-nucleotide messenger RNA. RefSeq names its product outer dynein arm-docking complex subunit 4. Gene Ontology annotation, cellular component: cytoplasm. Lineage: Eukaryota; Metazoa; Arthropoda; Insecta; Diptera; Drosophilidae. The record is from RefSeq and is a predicted model, not a curated record. The coding region runs from base 1 to 1233 and encodes 410 amino acids. The transcript is spliced from 2 exons. Gene Ontology annotation, molecular function: protein binding.
AUGUCGAACGUGCUGAACACCAUCCUUGCUGUGGACAAGGAGCAGGAGCUGCUGCAGAGCUUCAUCCGCACCGGCGCAGCGGCUGAGGAGGAGUCUCAGGACGAGACGAAUCGCCGCUCCAAAGGACGCUCCCACAAGCCACCCAUCUGGGAGAGGCGUGAGUCCACGGAUCGGGGCGGACGCGGUGCCGGACGGGAUGGAAAGCAGGGGGAUGACGGAGGAGCUGGUGGCGGAGCUGGAGGCGACGCUGCGGGCGGCAAGCGCGGCAAUCGAAUCGAGGCCGAACUUAGGGCCGCACGCAAAAAGAUCGAGGAGCAGAUCGCCAAGAAGAAGAAGCCCAAGGAGAACUUCGUCGACUUCUACACGGACAAGGAUCGGGCGGCGGCGGUCAGCGCUGGAGCCUUUGACAUCAAGCAGAGCCUCCAGAUCAAGCAAAAACAGGACCGCAACGAGGCACUGCUCAUCCCGGACGAGGCGGACAUCAGUUCAGUGAUCGCACUGGGCCUCAAGGAGAUCAAGAACGCCAAUCCCGAGAACGCCAUACACUUUUUCUGCAAGGCUCUGGAGCUGAAUGGCACCGACAUCAACGCUUUGAUUUCGCGUAGCAAGUGCUACUUGUUGCUGGGCGAGGCGUCCAAGGCUCUGCAGGAUGCGGAGACGGCUCUUGGCGAGGACAAGAACAACAUUCGAGCCAUCUACCAGAAGGCUGAGUCGCUCUACUAUCUCGGCCAGUUCGAGCAGAGCCUGAUGUUCUUCCACCGCGGAUUGCGGGCUCGUCCGGAACUGGCUUUGUUUCGCCUAGGCGUGCAGAAAACUCAGGAGGCCAUUGAGAAUACCAUUGGCAGCAAGCCGGGUCCACCAGGACCAGCGGCCACUGUGCCCAAGAGUGGAAAGUCCCGAAAGUCCGGCGAGGAUACACCGAAAUCACAGGCAGCCGGUGCAACGGGAACCAGUGCCAGGACGCGCCAGAAGCCCAGUCGAGCGGAUCUGGAGCGACGCAACGCCCGCAAGCUGCUGGGCGAACUGUGCGUGGACAAGGAAUACCUGGAGAAGUUGCUGCUCCAUCCGGACUUGGUCCGUGCGGACACACACACGGAGAGUAUCUCCGCCUACGCCCGCGAGGCGGUGGAGUUCCUUAACAAACGGCAGGAGUUCUGGCGCCAACAGCGUCCCUGCACGGCGCUGCCCAACCACAAGAACCUGCCGCAUGACGCUCUGCCCAAGUGGUUCUAGUGGUUCUAGUGGUUCCAGCUACAUGAUCCUACUGACAUCUUCAGCUUCCGGUGUUAAGUUUCUGUUUGAAUUG